AUUGCCAUAUCAGAAUUAUCAUUUUUAUAAAACACUGGUGCGCACAAAAUCUCAACUCAUACUUAAGAAAAAGCGGGCGAUAAAAACGAAGUAAGAAAGGAACCCAAUUCUCAACAUCAAUUUAUUGUUGUGGCUUCAAACCUGCAAAUACACUUCAAUUUCUCCGCCCACAUCCUUUUUCUCCCUAUAAAAUUUCAUCAAUCAUCAAGUUUUAUUUUUCUCUCUCUCUCCAACUUCUUACCAGUAUCAAAUCGGAAUGGCUGCUACCGUUCAGUCAAUUGGCGCUCCAUCAUCUCUCACUGCCGCUAAUGCGAUUGAUUCUAAAAAAUUUCAUGGAAGAAAAGUGAGCUUUUUGGCAGUAAGAUCUGACCUACGUGCCAAAUGUGGUUCAAUAACUGGCCAAUGCAGGACUGGAAAUCUGGUUACACAUGCUGUGGCUAGUCCUGCAGCCUCUACUGCAUCUUCUAAAACAGGGCAUGAGGUUUUGCUCUUUGAAGCACUCCGUGAAGGUCUUGAUGAGGAGAUGCAAAGGGAUGCUCGUGUUUGUGUCAUGGGUGAAGAUGUAGGUCACUAUGGGGGAUCUUACAAGGUGACUAAAGGAAUGGCUACAAAGUAUGGAGAUCUUAGAGUUCUUGACACACCAAUUGCAGAAAAUUCCUUCACGGGGAUGGGCAUCGGAGCUGCCAUGACUGGUCUAAGGCCUGUUAUUGAGGGAAUGAACAUGGGAUUCCUUCUGUUGGCAUUCAAUCAAAUCUCAAACAACUGUGGCAUGCUGCAUUACACUUCUGGGGGCCAAUUUACCAUCCCUGUGGUCAUCCGUGGGCCUGGUGGUGUUGGGCGGCAAUUGGGGGCUGAGCAUUCACAACGUCUUGAGUCUUACUUCCAAUCAAUCCCUGGUAUCCAAAUGGUUGCAUGCUCUACCCCUUACAAUGCUAAAGGACUGAUGAAAGCCGCAAUCAGGAGUGAGAACCCUGUUAUUCUUUUUGAGCAUGUCCUGCUUUACAACCUCAAGGAGAGAAUUCCUGAUGAAGAAUAUGUUCUAUCACUGGAAGAAGCAGAGAUGGUAAGGCCUGGAGAGCAUAUUACCAUUUUAACCUAUUCCCGAAUGAGAUACCAUGUCAUGCAGGCAGCCAAGACAUUGGUCAACAAGGGCUAUGACCCUGAGGUGAUCGAUAUUCGCUCAUUAAAACCUUUCGAUUUGUACACAAUUGGGAACUCGAUCAAGAAAACUCACAGAGUGCUGAUUGUCGAAGAGUGCAUGAGAACAGGUGGCAUCGGUGCCAGUUUGACAGCGGCUAUUAAUGAAAAUUUCAAUGAUUAUCUAGAUGCCCCAAUCGUAUGUUUGUCAUCUCAAGAUGUCCCUACUCCUUAUGCUGGCACUUUGGAAGAAUGGACUGUGGUUCAACCUGCUCAAAUAGUUACUGCAGUUGAGCAGCUGUGCAGGUAAGAACACAUACAGUGGAACUUGAUCUUCUUCUCUCUCAUCCUCCCUCCUGUCUAUCAUUCCUUUAGCAAUUGGAAUUUAUAUGCAUCUUAGUACUUAGCACACUCGUGUCGUUUAAUAUUGCUGCUACGAGUUAGUUGUUCCUACUUCCUAGUUCAUUUCAUUAACAAUUUCGUGUUCCUACUUCCUAGUUCAUUUCAUUAACAAUUUCUGUCUGCCAAAGAAGAAUUUAUACUUACAGUGCUUCGAGGUACAAUUUUUUGGAGUAUCUGCUAAGUCGUCGGAAUUGUUCUUAAAGGUUAUUGUAAUUGAAACUGAAGGAGUUUCUUUAUGUUUGUCAUCUCAAGAAGUUGCUUAUGAAGCUCUGCUUAAAUUGUUCA
Molecule: messenger RNA, 1824 nt
Organism: Beta vulgaris subsp. vulgaris (sugar beet)
Lineage: Eukaryota; Viridiplantae; Streptophyta; Magnoliopsida; Caryophyllales; Amaranthaceae
Product: pyruvate dehydrogenase E1 component subunit beta-3, chloroplastic
Exons: 4
Coding region: 257-1447 (396 amino acids)
Biological process (GO): pyruvate decarboxylation to acetyl-CoA
Molecular function (GO): pyruvate dehydrogenase (acetyl-transferring) activity
Source: RefSeq, a predicted model, not a curated record